AUGGACUCCAAUACAACUCCCCUUUUCGAACAGAAAGGAAACCAGAAUGGUUUUAGGACCUCGUCUUUUUAUGGCGUAACUCCAACGCUUCCCUUAUAUUCUGAUAGAUUUCAAAAAAAAGAUGGCUUAAACGAUGUGUCCGAUGAUAUCAGCGACUAUGAUAGAGAAAUGGCUGACAGUAAUGGAAGAAUGGCCGAAGACGUUGGACUUUCCUCAAGCGAAUCUGUCGCGAGAUCUUUUUCAAAUGCAUCUUUCACAACAGCCCAUUCUGAUGGUGGUGAUGCUGAGGCAGCAGCACCACCAUCUAAUAUGUUGAGGUUCCACGAGAGUGUAACCUCUUACGCCAGGCCGCAAAUGAACUGGGAAGAUGUAGACGUAACGCCAAUUGUCACCCCGUCACCAAUUUUCGACGAAAAUACGCCAAAGCUCAAUACUUAUCAAGGCGGCACGCAAGAUGGUCAUGAACCUGAUGACUUUACGUUCGUCCAAAAUUUGGGCACUACUGAUGAGUUGUGGACUGGGAAUAAAGACGAAGGGCUUGCGGAAGGCGACAACGUGAUAGUUCGAUCAAAUUCUGCUACGGAGUCUAUUCAAAAAGCGUUAAAAAACCCCUUGGAAGCCUCGAUGUCAAGAUUGAGCAUUUUGUCCUCAAAAAUCAACCCGCGCAGUGCUUCUGCAAGUCCUUCAAAAUCUUCAAAAAGGUUUUCGCCCAGCAAAGAUCAUAUGUCUCGAAUGCUGGAUCGGAACUCUAUCAUAACCGAUGAGGGAAUUGCUAACGGUAAACCCGUUGAACGAAAGAACACUAUGAAAAAAAGUUCAGAUUUGGAUUUGGACGAUGACAGUUUAGGAUAUCUAUUCAUCAUCGCUAUUCACUCUUUUAAUUCAAAUUCUCUGAAAAACAAGGAAGAUGCAGAGAUUUGCUUGUCCUUUGAAAAAAAAGAUUUUGCCUUUGUUCAUACGGUCGACGAUUCCGGGUGGGGCGAAGUAACUUUGAUCAAAAAUCAUAAGAGAGGUUGGGUUCCAUUCAAUUAUUUUUCUGACUCAAUAAAAUCGUCCAACAAUGGCGACGAAAAUGCCCUAGUUGGAUCUCAGUCAAGAAGACCGCUACUAAAAUUAUUUGCAGCGUGUGCCAAAUUUCUUUUACUCCGACAAGAUAUGCAGUUCCCACAUCCUUCCUUGACAAGUAAAGCACUUCAGCUUGUAAACCAAAUCCGUAAUGGAGUUAAAAGUCUGUUAGAAGCGACAGACUGUGUUUCAAGAUCAAAUGAACUGGUGAAAAACUGUCCGACCAUUCGCAGGACGCGUAAAAAAAUGCUGGCGGAGUGGUACAGCGUCAUGAUAAAGGCGGAUUCCUAUAAGCAUUCAAUUGAUGAUACGAAAAUGAACACUCUAGAAGGUCUUGUAUACAAUGUCCUACACCAAGGAUGCUGUUUUUUCGAUGCUUGGGCUUCGGAGGCACAAUCGAUGAAAAAUCUCAGGGCUUCAUUGGCAAAUACCAGAUAUCAAUUGGACAACGAAGAAGGCACAUCUGGUUUCGAAAUUAGUGGUUUAUCACAAAUUGAAAAAAAGUCAGAACCUGUGCCGGCUCUUUCAACUCCACCGUUUGCCUUGAGGAGGGUGACAGAAGUCCACGGGCUCCUUUUUACGUAUAGCGCCCUGCUCAUGGGAAGAUUGGAUAUGGUUGAGCACAAUCCAUCUGGAUGUGAAAUUUUGGAAACUAUUGUCCAUCAAGUUGUGAUCCUCUUGCGUGAGCUACUUUACAUCAGCAAAUGCUGCAGUAUGAUCGUUCAAACCAAGCAUCCGAACUAUCGCGGGGACAGUCUUGACCUAUGCUUAGACCCUCUACUUUCUCUGGUGUCUGAACUAGUCUCAUGUAUCAAAGUUUACGUCACCCAAAUGGUUUAUGAGGACACAGGCUUUUCUCAAAAGGUCAGUGGGCUCUCCAUAACAGACGAAGUUUUCCAGUUUAGUAAUGAGGGAGCACAUUUAAUUAAAAUUAUUUCCCAAAUGACCGUUUUGAUCGGUUCUGCGAUUUCCGGUUGUUACGAUAUACUAAAAGUGAUAGGAGACUUUCAAUUGGGGAAGGACCGCACUUAUCGAGACUUCGAUCUGAUUAAAGUGACACCAGAACUCUUUAUAAGGAAAUGCUCAAUAGGGUUGUGGAAAGGGAUUUCCUAUAGCAAAUCGGAGCGUAAAAACGUCAAGAGACACGCCGAAAACCGGCUCUCACGUUUCUCCACUAUAAGGGCUGGAGAAGACGGCAUGGGUAUUUCAGCAUCGGGAUCUCAAUUUCUUCAGGAAUUUUUACCAGAAUCGGGUUCAUUUCUUGAAGACGCCUCUUUCGACAAGUUUCGAUUUGAUGCUGAAGCAGGUACUGCCGCAUUCGAGCAUGACGCUAUCAACGAUCGAGAGAGAAUGUCUUCUGAGCUAUUCUUCGAAAAUGGUUCGGUCAAAGGUGCUUCUUUUAGAGCGCUAGUUUUCAUGUUAACCGACGAGCUUAACAAACCAAGCGAAUUUCUGGUUGCAACCUUUCUGCUGACCCGCGCGGCCUACUCUACAAGUACGGAGUUGAUGGAGGAGCUAAUUGUGAGAUUUGACACGUUUGACAAAUCAUCCAUGACUGAAAACAAAGAACGAAAUGGUCAGUUCUCCUCCAGAUCGUCUAGGAUCAGAACCAGAAGACGCCUUAUUUGCAAACUUAUCCAAACAUGGCUGGAAGGCUUUUGGGAUUUUAGAAAUGAUAAGAACUUAUUACCGGCACUCAUCAAUUUUUUCAAUGAAGCUGUUUCCACGCAUUUACCAUUGGAAUCGAGAUCUCUUAUUGGACUCGCAGCGAAAAUUAACAUCGCAGCGUACACCAUGUCUGAAACUAAAAUGCCAAAGCAGCUAUCUGAACGCAGCAUUACGGGAGCAAAGACCAACACGUUAAUUUCAGUAGCUUCUUCCCUGAAGAGCAACAGAUCUAGCAUUUUGUCAGUUGACGAGGAGUUCAUCGACAAAUACGAGCUCACAAAAUUGCCUUCAGCUAAUACAAGUUCAAUUUCUUUACCACUUCCCCUCUUGCAUUUAGGAACGUCAUCACUGAUCACUAAAAGAAACCUCGCAGAUAUGGAGAGAUUGGUAAUGGCUUUUCGCAAGUCAAUGACAGAUCAAAUCACCGGAUUGGAUGCAUUUGACGGGGCGAAUUGGACUUUGAAACAAAUGGUAUCGAGAUGGCGUGGUCUUUUCAAAUUCAAAGUUUCUGCCAAUUUGAUCCACAAUGAUGUUCGAUUCAUCGAAUUCAAUCCUUUUGAGGUAGCGAAGCAACUUACAUUAAUAGAGUCAUUUCUCUUCCUGUCGGUAGGAAUUCACGACCUUUUGGACGCAGGGCGCUCUUCUAGCAAAUAUCAGAGAAGUGCUUCUCCUAAUGUUGAGAUACUGGUUGAUUUCACUAAUCUUUUCUGUGACUACGUCAAGGAGUCCAUUUUAAUGCCAGGUUUGACAAUGAAAAAUCGAAUUAAAACUCUCAAAGCAUGGCUCAAUGUCGCAUUGUCAGCAAUGUACUUUAGAAAUUACAACACUUUUGCCUCGAUUUUAUCAGCCUUACAAUCUCAUGCUAUAAGCAGACUGAGUAACUUGUGGGAACUGCUGGACAAAAAAUUCGUUGAUCUUUAUGAGCAGUUGUCAGCAGUCAUAACGCCUGAAAAAAACUAUAAAACCUAUCGCAAGAAAUUGCAGCAUCUAACGAUGAAUUUCUCGGAAGAAGGAGGGCUCAACAAGGCCCUUGUGCCUUGUGUCCCGUUUUUUGCAUUAUUCAUGCAUGAUAUGACAAUUUUCAAAGAAGGCAGCAGUAGCUACCGAAACCCAAGUUCCUUCCGACCAAACAAAAUCAUAAAUGUUGAAAAAUAUAGCAGGAUGACGAAAAUUGUGGCAUUGAUUCAAUUUUUGCAGGUACCAUACUAUGCGGGCGAGAGCCCUGAGCAUGAGACAAAACGUGACUCCAUCUUCAACAUCUCAACGUCUAUGGACGUGGAUUCUACGAAUAUAAAGGCAUUGCCUCUAUUACAGGAAUUUAUUCUCUAUGAGCUAUGGCGGGUCCAUACUCUCUAUCGUGAUGAUCGUGAGAGAUCCCACAAUUUGAGCUCCCAAUUGCUACCCAAAGAACGAUAG
Messenger RNA from Lachancea mirantina, 4149 nucleotides. The record is from the annotation of a GenBank genome assembly. Lineage: Eukaryota; Fungi; Ascomycota; Saccharomycetes; Saccharomycetales; Saccharomycetaceae.